AUUUGAAUUACACCUUUUACAUUGUGGAGGCAAGCUGACAAUAAGUGAACACCCAAAUGGUGUGUGUCCUGAAGGGUUUACAAAGAAGGAAGGUGAUAAGGUGUGCCAGAGACUACACUGUGGAAGUAUGAUGUCCUUCAGUACAGAAGAUGUUUCUCCUCAAGAAAAACCACAAGUACUUCUAAACUGUAAUCGUGAAAAGGAACUCCCAAAGUGCCUUAAACUCAAGGAAUGCCCUAACAAUAAAUAUAUUACGCUCUUCUGCACAUAUUACCAAACUAUAAACACGGGAGUACCAGUGCUACUUACUACAGCUCUCUCGAUUGGCCCCAUCCUGCUCCUUGCAGGCAUUGUACUCCUUGUGCUUUGGCUAAGGAGACGUAGAAAGCAGAAACAACCAGAAAAUACAGAUAAAAGGUUUUCAAUACAAAAUGGUAGUUUAUCUGACUAUGAAGAUAUUGAAGAUGGCUUUCCUGAUGAACUUCCUAUGGUGCGGCAAGGAUUAGAGAAUCAGCCAGAUUUAACACAGAAAGAGAAACUUGAAAAAUCAAGCCUCAGUGCCAACGGCUCAUACUUGUUGUUUGACACUGAUGGGGAAAUGGAGAAGAGAGUGGAACAGAAGGAUACUGCAAAGGGGUCUCAGGAAUAUAUUGCUAUGAAUGAGACAGCUUUUGACCAGGAAACACAGUUAGAUGAGGAUGGUGACAACCAGAUGUCUUUGGAGUUGCAGUUACAGGAUGAUUAUGAUGAUGUGGACUGCAUCAACAUUUCGGAGCAAAACCGUUCCUCACCACAGUUGAUUGAUGGAAAUGAAGAAGGGGAGCAAUAAAUUCAGACAAAUUACAGGGAAAAAGAAGAUCAAGGUGGGAAUCAAUUGGCUCUUCUUAAUGUCUAGCAGUUGAGCCAGAUACAACGUUGAAAGGCAACAGAAAACCAGCUGAACACAGAGAUACUGGAUGAAUGCAAGCAGAAAAUGUUGAGCUAUGCAAAUAUGUGAAAUUUAUUGCUCCAUACUAUAGUCAAAUUUGCUUAUUCCAUUUCACUGUAAAAUAUACAUUAUAUCUGUAAAAUAUUUUAGGAGGAAUAGCAUUUUUUAUAAAAGUUAACCAUUUUUUUGGUGUAUAAUGUCUUUGUGAAACUCAUCAAAUAUAACAAUCUGGAUGUCAAUAUCUUUUAAAUAAUAUUUAUAUACAAUAGAUGCUUUUGAAUUUUUACAGUAAAAAGUUUACAGUAUCUGAUUUCAACAUGAGAGACUGAAUGUGUAGCACCACAACAAUUUCUCUCUGUGAAUCAGAAAACAUUUAUUUUAUACACCUAUAGCAAUAUAGCUUUGAUUGUAACUUGAAGCAAAUUUGAUUGUAUUUGUUAAAGCUUAUAAAAUCUCAAGGACAGUGAGCUUGCUUUUUUAAGUUGGUUUUUGAAUAAUUUCAAAUCAGGAUGUAAUAAAUUGCCAUUGUAUAAAAAUCUAAAAUCUACAUCAAAAUCUACACCCAUUUCUUCAGCCUUGCCUUCCCAGUUCAGCAAGAUGCUGACUGCAAGGCUUACUGUAUCAUCAUCCUGCCUUUGUCUGCACCUCUCACUUUGAUUUGUUUCAAAACAAUCACAUUGAAAAGGUUGUGAUACAGUAUAUCAGUAUUUUGGCUUUCAUUCACAACUUGUUCACUGAGUCUCUUGAGACUGAGUUCAUUUGGUUUUCUGCAGCAGAAUUGUCUUACUUUUGGUUAGUAUUUUAACCUUUCUACAGUUUUCUCUCUCACCGUUAUGAAUUUUGACCAGUGCAUAAUUGAGUGCUGGUUACCAUUUUGUUCAUGUUUGCUUAAUUUAGUUAUUCAUCUGCUUUUGAUUAUGUUUUUCUGUCUUUCAUUUUUUUUCAAGUUUCACAUUUUUAAUUCUUGAUGACUAUGACUCCAUGCUCUUUAGCAGUUGGAAUCAUAUUGACAGAGUCUCUUUUUAACUUUAUUGCCCUUUUGAAAGAUUGAGUUGAAUCCACAGUUUCAGGCAAAAAUCUCCACAGUCUGGAAAGGAACUGUAGACCAUGACUGGAGACUAUCAGUUUUGUUAGGCCAUGCAUAUCAAAUAGAUAGUCAUAGAUUCCUUGUUCAAAGAAAGUUUUUUUAGGAGCACAAAGUCUUUGAAAAACAGUU
Erpetoichthys calabaricus (reedfish) is the source of this 2144-nucleotide messenger RNA. RefSeq lists its product as uncharacterized. NCBI's taxonomy places the organism in Eukaryota, Metazoa, Chordata, Cladistia, Polypteriformes, Polypteridae. The transcript is spliced from 6 exons. The coding region runs from base 128 to 829 and encodes 233 amino acids. The record is from RefSeq and is a predicted model, not a curated record.